GUGUGUGUGUGUGUGUGUGUGCGCGCGUGUGUGAGCGCGCGCGCGCCUCGGAGAAGGUGGAUCCGCUCAGUCCGCCGCGAGCCCGCCCCGGGCCCCACGACCCGCCGCUGCGGCCGCUCGUCCGGCCUCCACUGGCGCGGGCCGGGCCGGGGAUGGAGCUACCGCAGCCUGGGCCCGGGAGUCCAGCGGCCUGAGGAGCGGGCGGUGCGCGGGGCUGGGGAAGGCGGGCCGAGGGGAGGGUCCUACGGACCCGGGGGGCGGGCGCGGCGCGCCCCCUCCCUGGCGCGCUCGCUCCCUCCCCCGAGCGCCCUCCCUCACCGCCUCCUCCCGCCGCCUCCGGCCCCCCCUCGCCGGGGACCGAGCGCGCUCGCUCCGGCGCCGGCCUCGCCUCCUCGCAGCAGCGCCAUGGAUGAAUUCCACCCGUUCAUCGAGGCGCUGCUGCCUCACGUGCGCGCCUUCGCCUACACGUGGUUCAACCUGCAGGCGCGGAAGCGCAAGUACUUCAAGAAGCACGAGAAGCGGAUGUCCAAGGACGAGGAGCGUGCAGUGAAGGACGAGCUGCUGGGAGAGAAGGCGGAAGUGAAGCAGAAGUGGGCAUCGCGGCUGCUGGCCAAGCUGCGCAAGGACAUCCGGCCCGAGUGCCGCGAGGACUUCGUGUUGGCCAUCACCGGCAAGAAGGCACCGGGCUGCGUGCUCUCCAACCCUGACCAGAAGGGCAAGAUGCGCCGCAUCGACUGCCUGCGCCAGGCCGACAAGGUGUGGCGCCUGGACCUGGUCAUGGUCAUCCUCUUCAAGGGCAUCCCCCUGGAGAGCACCGAUGGCGAGCGCCUGGUCAAGGCGGCACAGUGCGGCCACCCAGUGCUCUGCGUGCAGCCGCACCACAUCGGAGUGGCAGUCAAGGAGCUUGAUCUCUACCUGGCCUACUUCGUGCGGGAGAGAGACGCGGAGCAGAGUGGCAGUCCCCGGGCCGGGAUGGGCUCCGACCAGGAGGACAGCAAGCCCAUCACGCUGGACACAACUGACUUCCAGGAGAGCUUCGUCACCUCUGGUGUGUUCAGUGUCACCGAGCUCAUCCAAGUGUCCAGGACACCUGUGGUGACUGGAACAGGACCCAACUUCUCCCUGGGGGAGCUGCAGGGGCACUUGGCAUAUGACCUGAAUCCAGCCAGUACCGGCAUGAGAAGAACGCUACCCAGCACUUCCUCCAGUGGGAGCAAACGGCACAAAUCGGGCUCGAUGGAGGAAGACGUGGACACAAGCCCUGGUGGCGAUUACUACACGUCGCCCAGCUCUCCCACGAGUAGCAGCCGAAACUGGACGGAAGACAUGGAAGGAGGCAUCUCAUCCCCGGUGAAGAAAACAGAGAUGGACAAAUCACCUUUCAACAGCCCGUCUCCCCAGGACUCACCGCGCCUCUCCAGCUUCACCCAGCACCACCGGCCCGUCAUAGCAGUGCACAGUGGGAUCGCCCGGAGCCCUCACCCGUCCUCAGCCCUGCACUUCCCCACCACCUCCAUCCUGCCCCAGACGGCUUCCACCUACUUCCCUCACACAGCCAUCCGCUACCCGCCUCACCUCAACCCCCAGGACCCACUCAAAGAUCUCGUCUCACUGGCCUGCGACCCGGCCAGCCAACAGCCUGGACCGUUAAAUGGAAGUGGUCAGCUCAAAAUGUCCAGUCACUGCCUUUCUGCUCAGAUGCUGGCACCCCCGCCCCCUGGGCUGCCGAGACUGGCGCUUCCCCCUGCCACCAAACCCACCCACGAGGGAGGAAGCACGUCACCGACCUCACCCUCCUACUCUACGCCCGGCACGUCCCCUGCAAACCGUUCCUUUGUGGGAUUAGGACCAAGGGAUCCAGCGGGCAUUUAUCAGGCACAGUCCUGGUAUCUGGGAUAAGAAGGAUUUCUUCCCACGCCCUGCUCCUUCAUCCCGGGGGUGCUGCGCAGCCGGCCCCCAGCCCACGUUUUCGGUGGAAAGUUAGAGCAAGCAAGAACAUCCCGCCGACUCCCAGCCCAGCUGAAAAGACAAAACACACAAACACAUACACACAGGAGGAAAAAAAAAAGAGAAAAAAAGGCCAAAAAAAAAGACAAAUGGGAAAAAAAUCAUAAAAAUAAACCCACCCAAGCAAGAAGACAAAGGUGAAGAAGACUGCAACGCUUCGGACUCUCGGGACGCCACAGCUAGACCUGCCGCCCGCCCCUCAGCCGGGCCUGCCGCCCCUCGGUGGAGGGCUGAGGAUCUAACAGUGCCACGGGGGUCUCCCUUAGUUACUCAUCUCUCGCUGCUGCUCGGGAAGGGCAGGUGCCUGCCUCCACCUCCACCAGGACCAGGUGAGCACAGCCUGGUGCCCACGACAGUGCCCAGGCCCCAUGGGGCAGGACACCCAGAAAGGCCACCUCUCCCCCGCACCCCCAUCGUCACCUCCGCCAGGAUGUCGGCCAGGCUUCCCACACUGGUGUUGGUAUUUCCAAGCAGAAAGGCAGGCACUGAGGAGGCCGGUGUGGGCAGGGAAGUGACAAGGGCAGAAGAGGGUUAUGGGAGCCCCUGGUCAUCACCAGGGGACAAGGACGCGUGGCAGAUUCUUUCUCAGGAGUGCCCUGCGGUCAGCCAUGGGAUGUCCGCCUGCGUGCAUGUGCUGGGCUGGCUUGGGACUUGGCCUUUCAUCCCCACGCCUGUCUGUUUGGGAGGAGAAGUCUCUAUGCAAUUGCCCCCCCAGCCCCACACCCAGCGGCAUAGAAGGCCACCCCCCACUGCACCUGCCUGCGGCUCCACACCCCCAGGGUCGGGGUCCACGUUGCACACACUGUAAGAAAUGCACUUUCCAAGGAAGGGGCUGUGGGGGCAGAAUGGAAAGACCCAGAGGUCUUCAAGAAAGGGGGUCAUCUGGAGUCUCCAUCCACUGAGCCCUGGGAGGGGAGGACCCCCCACUUACCCAGAGGAGGUGGGAGGUGACAGUGAGUGGAUUAAGUGCCUGAUUCCCACCGCCCGCCCCUCUUUGUCCAGCUGAGACGUGAGAGUGGCCGUGGGCAUCCCCACCCCUCCCCCACAACCCUGCCACCUCCAGUCCCCGACCCCUCAUUGCUAUGCUCCCCUCAGAGAGAUGGGGACCCCCAGUGGGCCUGAGGGGCAGAGCUGGGUGUCCCCCGAGCAUCCUGCCAUGCUGGGGCGCGGGGGGCAGGGGCGAGGUCUGGGGAAACCGGUGUCCCCUCCCCCCCACGCCUUCUCUGCCAGUGCCUUACAUCCUGGAGCGACACCCCCUCCCUGGUGCCUCUCAGCCCAAAGGGGGACUACAGUUUGCACUUUUAUUUCCCCCCAAAAUGGGCACAGCCAGGGAGGUGCAUUGCAGCUGGGCCCCUAGAAGGACUGCAAUUUGUGUGAUCCUGGACGGGGUGGGGAGUUCUGGCGGAGGGGGUGCCAGCACCUCUGGGCCCCUGUGCUGCACAGGGGGCCUCCCAUCUGCUAAGCGUUUUCCGUUGAGCCGCUCCAAAAACACUAAGCUGGGGACACCGGGUACCCCCCUACCCCGGGUCCCCAGCCCCAUUCCCGCCCCACCCCAGGAUGGCCAUCUUGGGUGGGGGGCCUGGGAGGGAGUGUUAGGUGUUCUAGGGUCAUAGGACCCAAACACAGAGACCCCUCCCAGCCCAUCCAUCUGAGCCCCCGCUGGCCACCUCCAGCCUCCAUGCCUGGCGCUGAGGAAUAUGUACCCCACCAUGACCCCUACCCCGGGCCUAGGCCAAAGCUAUUUCCCCAAGCAGGGCCUCCGCCUCAUCUGCUCCCAGCCUGGCCCUCUGCUCCUUCUCUUGGUACCCCUGGGCCUGGCCCCCCUCCCCCCACCCCAACACCUCCAGAAACCAGACUUUCCUCCCAAACCAGCCCAAGGGGCUUGGCAAACCCACUUGAUCAUACAGAGAAAGACCCAAGGCCCUUCCCCAUCAACACCCCCCUCCCAUUGUCCAGAGGGGUUCGAGAACCCUUGGUCUGUCCAUGAACCCCCAGGGCCCCUCAGGGUGGCCAUUGGGGGCCAAAGCAUGGGCCGCUCUUCGGGAGGGCAGCUAGGGUAUCCGGAAGCUUCUCGGCCGGGAACCUUAGGGUGCAGGUAGGCGUGGUAGGGGAGGGGGCGCCCGGCAGCCCCCAGCGAUCUAACUUUGCAUGGUGCUUAGUCGAGGACUCCUGUGACCUGGCUCCUGCCGGCAGCUCGCUGGAGCUGACACUGCAUGGCAAACUGUACCCGGCUCUGUCUCCCAUCCCCAGCCUCCUAGCCCCCACUACUGCCCCCUCCUCCUUAAAAAAAGAUUCAAAAAAAUACCUUGAAAAAGUCCAUGUUUCCUAAUUUGCACGAAAUUUUUUACCACAUGAUGUGCCUUGCCUUCCGAAAAUAAGUAUUACCUUUAAACAAUAUCAGCGCGAAGGUAGCUGCAUGCCCUGCUCGUGUAGUUAAAAAGAAAAAGACAAAACAAUGACAUGAAAUAAAAAGUAAAAAUGGAAAA
Molecule: messenger RNA, 4493 nt
Organism: Phyllostomus hastatus (greater spear-nosed bat)
Lineage: Eukaryota; Metazoa; Chordata; Mammalia; Chiroptera; Phyllostomidae
Gene: NFIC
Product: nuclear factor I C
Exons: 11
Coding region: 406-1899 (497 amino acids)
Biological process (GO): regulation of transcription by RNA polymerase II
Cellular component (GO): nucleus
Molecular function (GO): DNA-binding transcription factor activity, RNA polymerase II-specific; RNA polymerase II cis-regulatory region sequence-specific DNA binding
Source: RefSeq, a predicted model, not a curated record